Molecule: messenger RNA, 702 nt
Organism: Didymodactylos carnosus
Lineage: Eukaryota; Metazoa; Rotifera; Eurotatoria; Philodinida; Philodinidae
Source: the annotation of a GenBank genome assembly
AUGCAACGUGUCUUUAGUAUUCAUGUGAAACUUAAUAUGUCGAAAAAUACAGCAACUGGUAAAUCAAAUGCAACGGGAUCUUCGGUUAAAUUUGGAAAACGUCCAACAGUUCCCUUAACUUCAUCAAAAGAUAUAACAAAAAAACCAGAUUCAAAUCCACCUGCGCUUCCAGCACAAACGAUACCAAGCGUAAAAACGUUAGAUCCGAUUGUUGAAGUUAAACUAAACCAAAUUCAACCACGCGAUAUUUCAUCGGUACUCAAAUACGAGGAAGAAAAAUGUCCGUUAUUCAUUACACCAAGUGGUAAUGCUAUUGCUCUCUAUCGUUACAGUAAUUCUGGUCCAUUUGUCGAAUUUGUUCCAUUUACAAAUAAUUUAUUACAGGCACUAAAACAUUCUAUCAUUCAUGGACAACUAUUUAUUAUUAAUUUUGAUGAUUCUACAGACAUUAAAGCACAAUUAGAUGAAUUAAAGAAAUAUUGCGACGAGAUACAUCCAAAUUUGUACAAUUUAAUAAUUACAAACCAAUUGAUGAAACAAAAUUAUAAAACAGUAUUUGAUAUGUUAAAUUUUACAGAAUUAGAAAUUGUUCCAGAAAUAUUUGAGACAAGUAAACAAACAUUUCGAAUAAUAUUUUUUACAAAAAAUGAAAAUAUUCCAGAUGACAUUGCUAGUCUAUUUAAACGUAUGCAAGUUACAUAG